GUAGCAUAGAGAUAGAAGAACAUGGUUCCUCCCCCCAUUGUCCCAGUCAAAAACCAUCAAAUUGCACAUGAUGAUUCUGAAAAAAGAAUUAGUAUUAAAACAAGUCAACUUAGUUUCCUAUCUCCUUCCUACAUUUUGCUAGUUCUCAAGUCUCAAAUUCUCUAAACAACCAUAUAAAUCACCAACAUUUUCAACUCUCAGAUUCAAACAACUCCUCAAUCAAAUUUGAUUUUUCUCUUUACAUCUGCCUGUUCCAUUUCCAAAAUCCCCCCAAAAACAAUAGAAAAUCCAUGGCACAGUUCAACAAUAGCAACAGCAUUAUUAACAAUGGUGAAGUGCAUCACUCAAAUUUAAGGCAUCUUCCAAGGCGAAUAAUCUUAGUACGACAUGGGGAGAGCGCAGCCAACAUAGAUGAACAAGUCUACGGCAAUACACCUGACCAUAGAAUCUCGUUAUCAAUAGACGGAAUCGAACAAGCCCGAGAAGCCGGUCGGAAGAUCCUGGAUAUGGUUAAUUCAUCCGGAAACAACAACUGGAAUGCCUACUUUUAUGUGUCUCCUUACCAGCGGACAAAGUCAACUCUAAGGGAGAUUGGCCGGGCAUUCCCGAGAAACCGAGUUGCCGGAGUUAGAGAGGAAUGCCGGAUCAGGGAACAGGAUUUCGGGAACUUCCAGGAUAAAGCGGAGAUGAAGAAGCUCAAGGAAGAUAGGGAUAGAUAUGGAAGGUUCUUUUACCGGUUCCCGUCUGGAGAAUCCGGAUCUGAUGUUUACGAUCGGGUUUCAAGUUUUUUGGAAUCCUUAUGGAGAGACAUAGAUAUGAACAGGCUUUCCAUUGACCCAUCUGCUGAGUUGAACAUUGUGAUCGUGUCACACGGAUUAUCGAUUCGGGUUUUUCUUAUGAGGUGGUUCAAGUGGAGUGCUGAACAAUUUGAUGCUCUCAAGAGCCCGAAGAAUUGCGAGAUCAGAGUUCUGGAGUUGGGAUCGAGCGGAGAAUACAGUUUGGCUAUCCAGCAUGAUGAUCAAACUCUGCAGGGAUGGGGACUCUCCCCUGAAAUGAUUGAUGAUCAAAAGCAAAGAGCCAAUGCGAAACCUGGAAAAUAUGUUUGGAAGGAAAGGAGUCCAUGGUACCUCAACACUUUCUUCGAUUCAGUUGAUUCUUCUGAUCAGGUUGAUGGUGAAAAAGUUGAUCAGCCUUAGACUAUUUUGCUGUCUUUAUUAAUUAGUACUAAAGACAGAAACCUUCAUGUAUUGUUGUUGUUAUAGCUGCUCAUAUGGAUGCGAGCUUCUUGUACUCUUCCAUGAUUAAAGACAGAAACCUUCAUGCAUUGUUGUUGUUAUAGCUGCUCAUAUGGAUGCUAGCUUCUUGUACUCUUCCAUGAUUAACCUCCUCAAUCAUAUAUUUGGGUAGAAUUGGAGGAAUAUAACAGAAAAAAACAGAACAAAAAUCUGUUUCACAACUUUUUCAAACUAAUGUAAUUUAUGGUAAUGGAAAGGUCGUUGACGUAGUAACUAUGAGUCUAUGAGUUCAUUGUUCAGAUUUUAAUGUUUAAAUUGGAAUGUUUUAUUAAGUUUCUCUUAAAUCUAUCAUCAUUCCUGAACAUCAUGAUGUAAUUGAGAAUCCCCUCUAUGGUUUCCAACUAAUGCUCAGUUGUUUUGGCUCUUUUGGUGACCUGGUCUUUCUGAACAGAAUCAGCUGAACCGAAGAAGUAUUUGAGGUACCAUGAUGGACUCUUGCCCUUGGGAACAUAUGUUCCAGGUUCAUCAUUGGCUCUUUGCUUUUGAUCCUCAAUCAUUUCAUCCGAAAGUCCCCAUGCUUUCAGCGUUUCAUCAGUAUGUCGGAUCGCCAAGCUAUAUUCUCCACUGGCUCCUAACUCCAUAACUCUGAUCUUGCCGGUUUCAGGGCUUGUAAGAGAUUCAAAUUGUUCAGUGCUCCACUUGAACCACCUCAUAAGAAAAACUCGAAUGGAUUCGUCAUGGGACACAAUCACAAUAUUCAUCAACUCUGCAGGUGUGUCUUUGGAAAGCCUAUUCAUGUCUAUGUCCCUCCAUAAGGAUUCCAGAAAAUCUGAAAAAUUAAGACACACAAGAUUAGCUGCUAAUUUUUGUGAAUGAUACACUCAGGACAAGGAAAUUAUAAUUCAUCUUUGUUACAAAACACGAUUCAAUUGACAUCGUAGGUUUUACUAAUGAAGAAGUUGAAAAAAAUGGUAUAGAGUGUCUCAAAACUUACUUGAAACGCGGUCAUAAACAUCAGCUGCAGAUUCUCCGGACGGGAAUCGAUAAAAAAAUGUUCCAUAUUUUUUACUUUCCUCCUCGUGAUCAUUUUUAGGCCUGAAGUUGCCAAAAUCCUGUUCCCUGAGUCUGCAUUCCUCUCUGAUUCCGGAAAUAUGAUUCCUCGGGAAUCACCUGCAAAUCUCCUGGACAGUUGACUUGGCGCGCUUGUAAGGGGAAACGUAAAAGUAGGCCUUCCAGGAAGUUAAACUUCCAUGUUCAGAAACCAAAUCCAGGAUCUUCACACCUGCUUGAAUGGCUUGAGAAAUUCCUCACUGGAUAAUGGGAUUUCAUGGUUAGGUGUAAACCUGUAGAGUUUUUCAUCGGUGUUGGCGUCGCUCUCGACAUGGCAUACCAGGAUUAUUCGCUGGGGAAGACGCCAGUUCAUCAUAUUCGAGUUAGCGUUGGGAGGGAUGUUAUACAUUGUGCAUCCUAAUUAGCUAGAUAUGAUGUGGUUGGAAAUUGAUUGAAUUUCAUAUUCUGAGUUUUUGUGUGAUUUUGAGCUUUAUAUAUAGUGAGACUUUGUGACCAGCAAAUAUGUGGAAGUAUAGAUGUAGAUUCAUGUCAUGUAAACUCAACAUGUGUGUUGU
This is a messenger RNA of Oldenlandia corymbosa var. corymbosa, 2860 nucleotides long. NCBI's taxonomy places the organism in Eukaryota, Viridiplantae, Streptophyta, Magnoliopsida, Gentianales, Rubiaceae. The record is from the annotation of a GenBank genome assembly.